Molecule: messenger RNA, 486 nt
Organism: Enterobius vermicularis (human pinworm)
Lineage: Eukaryota; Metazoa; Nematoda; Chromadorea; Rhabditida; Oxyuridae
Source: the annotation of a GenBank genome assembly
AUGCACUGCAUUUUGGUUGUAACCAAACUGACAUUUUAUGAAGAUGGUGCUAUUGAAGCAGAAUGCAACAAGCUGCCAUGUGGUCAGAUAAGCAGUAAUUGUAUUGAAAAACAAGUAAGCUGCAGAACUGAAAGUGAUGUGCUUUCUGGUAUGAAGUGGGCCACGAACGGGCAAAGCGUCCUCCUUCGAUGCUGUCAACUGACGGUUCCAACCAAACUAUACGUUGGUACAGAUCGUGUCACCUUAGGAUCUUACUAUACCGGUGGUAUGGUUGAAGAGAAAGAUUUAUACGGAAAAAAUGGAGAUAUUGAAUAUGAUUUUAUCUCAAACAUGAGGACUGAACAAGGUGCUGUAAGAAUCUGGGUAUACCGCGUUAUGUGUGCAAGAAACUUUAGAAUAACCUCUAUUACUGAAAACUGUUUAAAAUCUUACCAAAGAAUAUCUGUUUUACUGCAGACAACUGGACAGCCAGUCACCAGUUAUUAG